GUCCGUUCCGAUAUCAGUCAGUAGCGCAAUGGCAGUGUGAUCGUGCACAUUCGAGAGGUGGUUUAGCAGUGUUACUCGUCUCUUACGAAUACAACACAACACAACACAUUCGCAAAGUUAUUAUUACUUCGCCCAUGUCACUACAGACACUAAAAAACACUUAGUACGGCAGUCGGCAGCUAUUUAAAUAGGAUCUCGAAUCUACUACUCGUUCUUUGAGUGCGUGCACAAUAGCAACGAAAGAAGAAUACACAUUCGCAGCAUACGCAUCUUACUCUGUGUGUUCUUUUUUUUCCCGUCUUCUUUUUGCGCUUCCUUCACCUUGCUGGGCGGAGGAGAGUGUGCGUGUGCGAGAGCGAAAAAAAGCGGCGGUAAUUCGUUGUUUUCAACAAGAAGCAAAAAAAAUAAUAAAUAAGAAAAGACGCGAGUCGAAAAGAAGAAAGAAAAACCGAACAACCAAGCAGUUGCUGCUGCUAUAUAUAUAUACAUAUACCAGGAGAAAGAGGGAUCAAGCAAAGUGCGAUCAAAAUGCAAAAUUCUAUAGUGAGUGUGAAUUUAAAUGGUAUGGAGAAGAAGGUCGAGGUGGCGUCGUGCAGUGACAUUGUUAAAAAAUUCCGGUCAAGUAUUUCACAUCCGCGGGAUAUGGAAUGCAGGGUGCCUAGGGUUCCAUCGGACAACAAAGAGCAGAAUCAGUUCAGUCACAAUCAGAACGACAGCUUCCAGGCUUCAAUAGUGGCCGACAAAUAUCUGCUAUUGGAGCAAGUCGAAGGAAGCUCAUUGUUCCGAUGCAUUGACGUCAAUACCCAAGAAGAAUUGGUUUGCAAGGUUGUAUCGAGAGAUUCGCAUUCCCUGGUGACGGCGCAUUACCGGCUGGAUUCUCAUCCAAGGAUUUCGUCGCUGCACGAGGUGUUCAUCUGCGACAGGCAUCUCUACCUUGUCUUUCCUAGGGCGCACGGUGACCUCCAUUCCUACGUUAGAUCUAGAAAAAGGCUGCGCGAGUCGGAAGCGAAGAAGAUCUUCCGCCAGAUAGCUGAAACCGUGCAUCUGUGUCACAGCAGCGGAAUCGUCCUCAGGGAUCUCAAAUUAAGGAAGUUCGUGUUCGCUGAUGCCCAACGGACGGAGUUAAAAUUGGAAUCUCUCGAGGAUGCUGUCGUGUUAGAGGAGCCGGACAGCGAUUGGCUGCACGAUAAAAGAGGAUGUCCCGCUUACGUCAGCCCGGAAAUACUGAAAGCCGGAGCGCAUUAUUCUGGGAAAGCAGCUGAUAUGUGGUCACUCGGUGUCAUCCUGUACACGAUGCUGGUCGGAAGAUAUCCAUUUAAUGAUUCAGAGCACGCAUCGCUUUUUGCGAAAAUAUCUCGCGGUCACUUCGUCAUACCCGACUGCCUCUCGUCCAGAGCGAAAUGCCUAAUUAGGUCGUUGCUGCGAAGGGAGCCGUCCGAGAGAAUCACCUCCGAAGAUAUCUUCUAUCACCCGUGGUUGGCGAAAGAGGAACGCGAUUACCAAUCGAGAGCUUGCGAUCAGUUGGUUCCUGAAUGCAGUUUUUACGAUGACGAGUAAUCGGCAGCACACGGAAAAGCAAAACAGAGAGAGAGAGAGAGAAAUUAAUUUGAAAAACCUUGUGAUUUGUUAUGUAAAUAAGUCUUUGAUACUAUGUGCAACAAAACAAAAAAGAGCUGUGUUUAAUAUGUGCCGACUUUGUUGUUAUAAACAAGGUUGGCCCGUUUAGUGCGUGAAAUUAUAAUAGCUACUACUACUGAUACUACUACAAAAAAAAAAAAAAGAAAAAAUAAUAACUGGGGACAGAAUUCAUCGUAGGCCAAAUUUUCUUAGGUAAUUAUAAUUGAAACGUCCGAAGGACAAUAAGCGACGAACAGUGGCGAAUUGUCUCCUUCGCGUUUAGCAUCACCAAUAUUAUUUAGUUUUUUAAGGGGGUUAAUUUAUUAUAUAUAUAUCUGUUACAU
Molecule: messenger RNA, 1961 nt
Organism: Nicrophorus vespilloides
Lineage: Eukaryota; Metazoa; Arthropoda; Insecta; Coleoptera; Silphidae
Product: tribbles homolog 2
Exons: 4
Coding region: 529-1557 (342 amino acids)
Biological process (GO): positive regulation of proteasomal ubiquitin-dependent protein catabolic process; regulation of MAP kinase activity; protein phosphorylation
Cellular component (GO): nucleus
Molecular function (GO): mitogen-activated protein kinase kinase binding; protein kinase activity; ATP binding
Source: RefSeq, a predicted model, not a curated record